This is a messenger RNA of Hypomesus transpacificus, 875 nucleotides long. It is a transcript of the gene timd4, whose product is annotated as T cell immunoglobulin and mucin domain containing 4. The transcript has 7 exons. Bases 99 to 875 code for a protein of 258 amino acids. The record is from RefSeq and is a predicted model, not a curated record. Lineage: Eukaryota; Metazoa; Chordata; Actinopteri; Osmeriformes; Osmeridae.
UUCUCUCCCUCUCUCUUUCUCACUUCCCCUCCCACCCCCCUUUCCGUCCAGCACCAGACAGUAGUGUUCGUCUCUCCUCUGGACAACAAGCCUUCAGCAUGGCAGCAACAGGAGAAGGGUGGCGUCCGCUUCUCUGCUUGAUCUUCAUAGCAACACUACCAGUCAGGUCCUCUGUAACAGCCGUCAAGGUAACGGAGGGUGAGGCAGCCAUCUUGACUUGCCAGUACUCCGUGAAGCGUUUUGGCGUGAGUCAUGUGUGCUGGGGACGGGACUGUGGAACCUUCUGGUGCAACGACAUCCUCUUGCAGACAGAUGAGAAUGGCAUGAUCUCCAAGUUGUCGGACCGUUACCGGCUGACUGGGGAUGCUCUGGCGGGGCGUUUGGAUCUACUCAUCCUCCAGGCCCAGAGAACGGACAGUGGGCUGUACUGUUGCCGGGUAGAUAUCGACGGCAUCUUCAAUGAUAAAAAAGUCACCCACAGCCUGAGGGUUAUUAAAGCUCCAGCUGUUAGCAUCCAACCCACCACAACCACAGAAGAAACCACAGAGCCUCCCCUUCCUACAGAACAUUGGGCAGUUGCUGAGUCACCUUAUGUAGAUGUUCACAGACGGAAUUCUAGCGUGUUGGUGCAUUCGGGGACAGUUCUGGAGGAUGUGGUCCCUGCACUGUCUCUGCAGAUCAACGUUCCGGUGCUCUCUCUCUCCCUCAGUCUCCUGUUGUUGUUGCUUGGAGCUCUGGCCCUGCUGGCUUUCAAACGAGGAAUCCACCUGAGAUCUCUGAAGACAGGCUGUCUCUCAACCAAAGAACCGCCUCACAUUAUCUACGAGAUCCGGAUGAGGAGACCCGUCGAGGAGAACAUCUACACGCUGGACUAG